AAAUAAUACGGCUAAGUGUUAUGUUAUGGGGCGAGUUCUCCAGCACUAUCCGACCGUAAUCGUUUUCCCACUUUAUUUCGUACGCAUCCAUCAGCAACUGUACAUAACCCGACUCGCAUAAAAUUAAUGAGGAAGUUUAAUUGGUACCGAGUGGCGAUCUUGCAAGAAGCCGAGGAGGUGUUUAUAUCGACCGUUGAAGAUCUGGAAUCGCGUUGUAUGGAAGCUGGUAUAGAAAUAGUGACACGGCAGUCGUUCCUUUCCGAUCCAACGGAUGCAGUUCGUAAUUUGAGGAGGCAGGAUGCUAGAGUUGUUGUUGGUCUGUUCUACGUUGUGGCAGCGAGGAGGGUUCUUUGCGAGAUUUACAAGCAGCAGUUGUAUGGAAGAUCAAACGUGUGGUUCUUUAUCGGUUGGUACGAGGACGAUUGGUUUGUGAACAAUUUAGAAAAGGAAGGUAUCGAGUGUACGGCCGAUCAAAUGAGGGAGGCGGCGGAAGGACAUUUAACAACCGAAGCGUUAAUGUGGAAUCAGAAUUUAAAUGAACGCACGAUAUCGGGAAUGACCUCGGAGGAAUUUCGCGUUCGUUUGAAUGAUGCUCUGCGAGAAGAGGGAUAUGAUAUUGAUAAUAAACGAUACCCCGAGGGAUACCAGGAGGCCCCACUUGCAUACGAUGCCGUUUGGUCCGUCGCUUUAGCUUUUAACAAAACAAUGAAUCACCUCCAUAAAUAUGGUAAAAGUCUAAAGGAGUUCAAUUACAACAAUAAAGAAAUAGCCGACGACAUCUAUUCCGCAAUCAACUCUACACAGUUUUUGGGAAUAUCGGGUUUUGUGGCGUUUAGCUCUCAAGGGGAUCGUAUAGCUUUAACACAAAUAGAACAAGUCAUUAAUGGUAACUACGUAGUUUUAGGGUAUUAUGAUACGCAGGCUGACAAUCUCACUUGGUUUGAUAAAGAAGUAUGGACAGGUAUAAAAGUGCCUCAAGAUAGAACGAUCAUAAGAAAAGUUUUACGAACAGUUUCAUUGCCUUUGUUUAUAUGUAUGUGUGUGAUUUCUAGUGUGGGAAUUCUAAUUUCAAUUUCGCUUAUCAUUUUUAAUAUAUGGAACGGACAUAGGAGAGUAAUUCAGUCAUCACAUCCUGUAUGCAAUACGAUCAUGCUAUUUGGCGUUAUUGUAUGCCUAACCAGCGUUUUUCUUCUGGGACUGGAUGGAAACUUUGUACCACCGCAUGUCUACCCGAGUGUAUGCCAAGCGAGAGCUUGGUCGUUAACCAUCGGUUUCACACUUGCAUAUGGUGCAAUGUUCAGCAAGGUAUGGCGUGUACAUCGACUUACCACAAAAGCGAAAAGCGAUCCUAAAGUGCGAAUGAAAAAAGUGCAACCGUGGAAACUGUACUCGAUGGUUUCCGGACUUUUAGUUGUAGACUUUGUUAUACUAUUAGUAUGGCAGUUACAAGAUCCCUUGCAGAGGCGAAUAGAGCCAUUCCCUUUAGAAAACCCCGCCUCCUUGUCGGAUGACUCGAAGAUUCGUCCGGAAUUAGAGCACUGUGCCAGUCACCACAACACAGUAUGGCUGGGUAUAGUUUACGGAUACAAAGGACUUAUCCUCGUUUUUGGUUUAUUUCUGGCAUACGAAACUCGGUCGCUUAAAGUGAAACAAAUAAAUGAUUCCAGAUACGUUGGAAUGAGUAUAUAUAAUGUAGUUGUCUUAUGUUUAGUAACGGGGCCGAUCAUAUUAGUAAUUGGUAGUCAACAAGAUGCCAGUUUUGCCUUUGUGGCACUCGCCAUAAUUUUUUGUUGUUUCUUAAGUAUGGCUCUUAUUUUUGUACCAAAGGUUAUUGAAGUCAUAAGGCAUCCACGUGAUAAAGCCGAAAGUAAAUACAAUCCAGACGCCGGUGUCUCAAAGGAAGAAGAGGAGCGUUAUCAAAAAUUAAUUAACGAAAAUGAAGAUCUACAACGACUUAUAGCGCAGAAAGAAGAAAAAAUUAAAUUGCUAAAAGAUCGGUUACAAGAAAAAGAAUCGGAGAAAGGCGGUGUUUAUUUAGCGCCACCGAUUUUAACGCAAGGUAAGGAUACCAUCAUCGUACCUGACUUCAUAACGGAUGCAGGAACAUCUGAUUCGGCAUUUGGUGGUAUAUCUUUUUAUACACGUUCGUCAAGAGCCAGUCAGUCUGACAUUGAAUUUAGCGAGAGCUACUUGUAAAUUACCUUUUUUUUAUUAUACCAAUUACCUCCUCACAUUAUUACCUAUGGUCAAUUUCUCCUCGGCACACAUAUCUCAUUUAACAAUAAUAAAUUAAACUCAGUUUCAUUAAUCGCAUAUUUUUGAUACCUCAAAUUUGCAUGUAUAACCGUAGAUCCUAGUUCAUAUUUUUGAUACCCUUUUCAAUCUCGUGUAUGUAUAGUCAAUAUGCAUCUAAGAUCACCAUUGCUAGAUCUGUGUAUUAAAUAAUCACACUCGCUUCUCUAGUCUAGUUUUGGCUUCGCUAAUUUAUGUCACCUAACUGGCUUCUUUAAUGUUUAUGUACUCACAAUGUAAUGAAAUCUCGUUAUAACAUAAAUGUACCCCUUUCCAAGUUUUCUUAAAAGAAAGAUGAUCUUGAGCUCCCAAUUAACGCUCUAAUUUACGAUAUUAUAUCUUUAUGUUGUAACGAGAUGAGAGGAUUAGUGGUAAUUGGGAGUAAUCGAGAUUCUGUUUCUUUCGACAGAUACACAAGAUGAGCAUAUAUAGUCAACGCUGUUCAGUUUACACGCACAUUUUCGAAGCAAAGGACUAUUUUUGUUUGGUGGGUAUUUAUCUGCGGGGUGUUUGUAGUUUUUACGUUUUUAUCUAAGUGAAUAUGUGGAUUUUACACAAUUAGUGACACCCUGUCGAUGUAGAUGUAGUGAAACCCCCAUUGUUAUUAUAUAAUGCGACUUUACUUAUUUGCGAUAUCUUCCGAAGCACAUUAUUCUUCUUAUAUAAGACGCUUCGGUGAUGUCUAGUUAUUAUUUAUGUAAUAAAACGAAUUUUAUAGACUGUUUAAGACUUAAAGGUGACGCUUUCAGAAGGUAUUGCAAAAUUUGUUGGACCGACUUUCGGUUACUGAAAGUUUUACCGAGCAUUACACACCGUGCUUUACGAAUAUCAUCUUAAGAAUAGUUCAAAAUUGGUUACAAAUGACUGAAUCUGAAUAUAAAAUGGUGAUGUAUGCGUUUGCCAAAAUGGUGGCAAGUUUAAGUCAAUUCCAUACUAAUAUUUAGUCAGGGAUUAUAAUUUUGAUGUUGUUAUUUGUAGAUUUUGUUUAUUUAUAAUAUAGUUUAUAGAAAAAUUAUUUCUAGUUAAAAGAAAUUUACGAAAAUGUUAAUUGUUACAUAAAUGGUAUAGUCAUUUAGAGGUUAUAGAAAAAAUCAAUGGUUAGUGACAAAAAAAAAUGCUGUUGUGAUAGUCCUAACGUCGCAUCAAUGUAUAAUAUCAUAAAAUAGCUCGGAUAUUUUUUCAUUUAUUUACAUUUGGUUUGUGCUAUAUGUUAAAAUACAAAAUUGUGAGCUAAGUAACUUAGCGUAAUACCUUAUAGUGAGAGAAGUCGCUCAAUGUGUGUAGUCACAAAUUAAAAAUGUCACAAAAUUUCUUUUGACGUUAUUUUCGACCCAUAUAUUGGAAUUUUGCAUGUGCAUCACUCAUCAAUACUGUCAUCGUCAUUGUUGAAAACUGGCACAUUGCAAGAAUCCGUUUUCUAUUGCGGCUACUGCAUUUUUCUAAUUACCUAGUUUUUCAAUAGUAUACUAUUCUUUGUUUAGCACAAUAAAAACGAUUCUAAAUGUUGUGAUAGAGGAGUAGUUAAGUUAGAUUGGAAAACUGCAGUCGCUCUGUGUGGCUGUAUUUUAUAAGGACGAAUAACUUUCGAAAUGUACUGUAUAACUUCGUAGCAAUUCUAAAUUAAUGACUCUUCUGUUACUAACUAAAGCUUGACUUGUCAAUUUUAGUUGGUGACAGAAACAAUUAAAAUGGGUUAGUGAUUUCUACGGAGCGUUCCGUUACGGACGCUUAAAGUACUUAGAUUUUAAGUAUUUUUUGCUAAGAAUCUCUUACAAUUCUGUGUUAAAACGAGAUUUCACUCAAAUUUUUGGACAACCUUCAAAUGAAAUUCUGCCCCACAACCAUAAAUAAGUGUUACACCCAUUCCGUACGUGUAACUCGGUGUUGUGGUCCACAAUCGGAACCCAAAGCGCCCAAAUAUUUCUGUUUGAAUAGGGCCUAAAUAACAUCUAAACUCAAUGAAUGGAAACUAAUUUGUGAUUUUUUUCUUAAAAACUUAUUCAUGUUAUCCUAGCAAUAUUUGUUAUGUAUUUAUGUCUUAGCUGUUGAAUUUUUCUAAAAGGAAUGUUUCAUACUUAACGUAAAUUUUUUUAAAUGUUAACUUCACAGCGACGGUCGCCAUUUCACUCGAAUAGUUGUUAUAUAUACACAAAAUAUUACACAAAGAACUUUCUUAUCUCACUCAACUGACGACCAUCGCUGCGACGAGAUGAAAACGAGUAUGUCAUUAAACAAUUUUAGAUACCUAUUGUGCAAUGAGAAAAGUAAUGCAUCGUCAUACCACAUUACGGCUCAAAAUGUGGUACGAUUGGACGCAAUUAGCUAAUUCACUUUGUGUUAGAACAAAAAGAAAAAUGAUAUACAUACCUACCUUAUGUAAAGUAUGGUACCUAAAUAAGUAUUGAUAGUACCUAUAAAUCGCAGUUUUACUGUCAGAAUAUGUGUUCAAAACCCAAUCACCCCUAAUCUUAUGUAAAAAUAAAUUUAAAUGUAAAUAA
Photinus pyralis (common eastern firefly) is the source of this 4790-nucleotide messenger RNA. It is a transcript of the gene GABA-B-R1, whose product is annotated as gamma-aminobutyric acid type B receptor subunit 1. Lineage: Eukaryota; Metazoa; Arthropoda; Insecta; Coleoptera; Lampyridae. Bases 127 to 2196 code for a protein of 689 amino acids. The transcript has 11 exons. Gene Ontology annotation, cellular component: G protein-coupled receptor heterodimeric complex; membrane. Gene Ontology annotation, biological process: G protein-coupled receptor signaling pathway; gamma-aminobutyric acid signaling pathway. The record is from RefSeq and is a predicted model, not a curated record. Gene Ontology annotation, molecular function: G protein-coupled GABA receptor activity.